Messenger RNA from Amphibalanus amphitrite, 4034 nucleotides. Its product is annotated as frizzled-5-like. Bases 366 to 2105 code for a protein of 579 amino acids. Lineage: Eukaryota; Metazoa; Arthropoda; Thecostraca; Balanomorpha; Balanidae. Gene Ontology annotation, cellular component: plasma membrane. The transcript has 2 exons. Gene Ontology annotation, biological process: non-canonical Wnt signaling pathway; canonical Wnt signaling pathway. Gene Ontology annotation, molecular function: Wnt receptor activity; Wnt-protein binding. The record is from RefSeq and is a predicted model, not a curated record.
GUUCAUUCAGCGUCGGUUCUCGGGCCGGGGCUGACGCGCGCCGCUCGAGGGGAAUCCAGUGACUGCCGACGGCCGGCAGCGGACGGAGCGUGCUCCCAGCUGCUCCCGGCGGCGGACGGAACGUGCUCCCAGCUGCUCCCGGCGGUGCACGGAGCGACGGGGACGGAGCGCCACUCCUCUGCAGCAAGGGUCCCCUUCGGACGGUCGGGGAGGCACUGUGGCGCUGGUAUGGAUUUAUAAUCCAUCAUCGAGGCGCCCAGUGUGCGCCGGGCCAGCAGCCGGGAGGUCCCCUUCCUGCGUCACCGCUUCUCUGUAGCCGCUGUCUCACCACCAGUCACCGAGGACCGCCGCCUCUUCUCGUCGCCAUGGCAACCUGGCUGUUUGUUCUGCUCGUGCUGUCGCCGACGAUGCUGGCGCAGGAGCCGCCGUUUCAGUGUCAGAAAAUCACAAUCGCCAUGUGUCGCAAGAUCGGCUACAACGUGACCAUGAUGCCGAACCAGUUCUACCACGACACCCAGGAGGAGGCAGGUUUGGAGGUCCACCAGUACUGGCCACUGGUUGAGAUCAACUGCUCAGACGACUUGCAGUUCUUCCUCUGCGCCACGUACGUGCCCAUCUGCCUGGAGUCACACCAGCGCACCAUCCCCGUGUGUCGUUCCGUGUGCGAACGCGCCCGCGCCGGCUGCGAGCCGUUCAUGAUGACCUACGACUUCACGUGGCCCGAGCGACUCAACUGUGACCGGCUGCCCGAGUACAUGGACCCGGAGAACCUCUGCAUGGACAACAAGAACGGCCAGGCACCGCCGCCGCCGCGCCGGCCGCAGCCACCGCCGCCCUGCAGCUGCAAGUGCGAGCGGCCGCGCGCGGUGCCGCUGCAGCCGGGCCACCGCCUCUUCAACCGGUCCGUAUCGCUGGGCGAGGUGGCCGAGUGCGCGCUGCCGUGCCGCGCGCCUUACUUCUCCGCUGCGCAGCAUGAGUUUACGGAGCGUUGGGUGCUCAGCUGGGCGGUACUGUGUGCCGUCAGUACCGCCGUCACCGUGGCCACUUUUCUGAUCGACCGCAGCCGGUUCCAGUACCCAGAGAGACCCAUCAUCUUCCUGGCUGCCUGCUACUUCAUGGUUUCGGUCGGGUAUCUGGUACGUCUGGGUGCAGGUCACGAGCUCACCGCCUGCGACGGUGACCUGGUGCGAUACGAUGCCGCAGGAGGACCCGGCCGGCCGGCGGCUGCCGCUCUAUGCACCGUCGUCUUCCUCUUGGUCUACUUCUUCGGCAUGGCCAGCGCCGUGUGGUGGGUCGUGCUCUCACUCACAUGGUUCCUGGCUGCCGGACUCAAGUGGGGGAACGAGGUGAUCGCCGGCUACUCUCCAUACUUCCACCUAGCCGCCUGGGUGAUACCAGCCGGUAAGGCGAUCGCCGCGCUGGCCACUGCUGCCGUGGACGGCGACAGCCUCACAGGCAUCUGCUACGUUGGAGGCCAGAGCCUGGCCAACUUGAGAGGUCUGGUGCUGGCGCCGCUGGUCGCCUACCUCCUGCUGGGAACCUCCUUCCUCCUGGCCGGCUUCGUCUCCCUCUUCCGCAUCCGCAGCGUCAUCAAGCAGGAUCGCGGCAACCGAGACAAGCUGGAGAAGCUGAUGUUCCGCAUCGGCGUGUUCUCGGUGCUAUACACGGUGCCGGCCUCGGUGGUGAUCGCCUGUCUGGUGUACGAGCAGCACCAGCGACCCGCCUGGGAGCGGCGGCUCGUCUGUCCGUGCGAAGCCGAGCCGGACGAUGUGCCCAACUUCCACCUGUUCCUGCUGCGCUACUUCAUGUCGCUGGCAGUCGGCGUCACCUCCAUCAUCUGGGUGUGGUCGCGCAAGACGCUGCACUCGUGGUGCGUGCUGCUGGGCUGUCGGCGACCGCCGGCGCCGGCGCCGCUGGCCCGCAGGUACGAGGCGCCCACUUUGCAGUCUCUGCAGUCGGGCAAGACGGGCAGCGGACUGCCGGCUACCUCGUCACAGGGGCCGCUGAUGCAGUCCAACCUGACCUUUUCGCAGACGACAUCGCACACGCUGAGUGAGCCAAAUCCGGCACUCUCCCACAAGUCCCUGCCGCUUAGUCACGUCUGAGCGAGUGCCGGGUUAAUGAACUCUCGCACAAGGCCUGCCAGUCAGUCACUUUGAGUGGCGCCUGGUCAAAGGAGACUCGCGCAAUGAGGUGAAAUAACUGUGUGUGCUUCAGAUACUUUUCUCUGAAACUUCGGACUCUCAAAGAUGGGUUCUUAAACUGGUUUGAGAGCAUCAAGUGAGAGAUGGAUGUGUCCUAAGUACGUAAAUUGGAUGGCCGUGAUGAUAAUGAUGUUCAGUGGUUUUAUUAUGUAGCGUGUAUUAUUAGCAAUGAGUAUGCAAGUGACUAGCAUGCGACUCAAUGAUUCGCAGAGGUGGCUGAACGGUCGCCAGUGGCUGGAGAUGCUUUGGACUGCGAUAGGGCAACUCACGACAAACAAUGCUGUUUGUCUUGGCUUGGCACCUUUUGUGCAAUGAAAGCAUCGGAGAUGUUGCCGCCAGUCUUCAUCUCCGUGGUGACGUCCUCUGCGCCACAGCGCCAGUCAGCGCACUCAUGUUGAAGAAACUGGUAAACGGAAUCACAGGGUGUGUGGAACUGCAACAGUUCCUGGGAUUUACAGAUCGAGAUGCAAUGGAGCGUCUCCAGGCUGGCUGCACUCAGUCAGUGCUACUGAUUUGAUGUGUGUGAUUGAUUAAUGUGCUGAUGCAUGCAACGGGCGCAGAAAUGAUCUGAAUUAUUAUGACAGGGUCACACUUAUGAGUUACAAACUUUGUCUGAUUGAUAUAUUGGGUUUAGAGGACCAUCUAUAAGUCAUCUGACCCUAACUUUUACACACUCCAUUCAGAACCUUUCCAUCAUUAACUGCUGACUCCAUCGAAACCUAUCUCAUCCCAGUUUACGUCCCAGCUCCAAUCUCGCCAAAAUCCCGCCGCGGUGUCGGAGGCCGCAAUCUCGCUCCGCCGGCGCUCGCCCGACUGAUGCGCUGUUAUCUCCUCCGGGCUCGGCCCGACGGUGGUCUUCAGCGGUCGUCGACAGCCACAGGUACCGUUACGGCGGCAGCACCACCGGCUCUCGCCUCGCCACACGUCUGGCGGGCCCCGUAUUUCCCCCGGGUACAGUUUGACCGCGCCACCAUCCGCCCGCAAUCCCUCCUCCCUGCGCCCUCUGCCCUCUGCCCUCUGCCCGAAUCCACCGGCCUCGCUCCUGGAAUGUGUAAUAUUGCGUCUGCCAGACAGGGUGCACUGUGGCGCCGAGAGAGGUCAUGACCUUCUCAGUUUGAGACAGCUCCGAGCGAAUGUUUGCCGUCUGGCAACAAAGGCCAAAAUCAUGGACGAACCCGGCGUGGGCAUUUGCCGGAUGCUGCGCUUGACAGCCACGGCUGCAAUCUGUUCGACUCUCGACAUAUCAGUGCCGUGUAUUUUGUCGGUGGCUUGCUUCAGAAUCAUCGUCAAACUGCUUAGUGCUGUAGAUAUACACUGGGGGAGGUAAUGAACAAAUCGUAUUUCUAGUCAUGAGAAAGAUGCCUGCAUGUGAAAUUGCAGGAUAUUUUGCAUCAGACUCCUAUCCUUGAAGACAGGCCGACUGGUCCGUGAUUUCCAGAGCGUCAAUGGGGUACCUACGCCAGUAACCAUUUGUUGGAUGAUAUUACGAGAUCAUAGUCGUCAAUGCAUGUAUGUUUCGUAUAUCAUAUGUUUCAUGUAUGUAAUAUGCAUUUGUUGCAGCAAAUAUUAAGGAUCAUUUUAUGCAACCGAAAUGACUCACUAAGCAGGGUGUCGCCGUGUUCCGUGUUGGUAUAUGUGUUCAGAAUUAUUGUUUGACAACAGACAUCCAGACAACAAUAUCGUUGGGCAUUCCAUGUUGUGUCUUUUAACACACUCAAACAGUGUCAGCUACGUAUUAUAUUUUGAUAGGGUGCUUGGCGUAUCCAUUCUUGCUGAAUGUCGUAUAGAAUCGAUGUGCUCUCUUUUUAUGAAAUAUAAACUCGGAGCUUG